UCACCUCCGUUCCUCCAGCUCCGGCUCCUCGCUUCUGGUGGUCCCCGUGCGCCAUGCGCCCCCAGGCCUUGGCCCGCACCUCAGCACAGCGGCUCCUGAGCCUCCUGCUGCUCCUGCUGCUGCAGCUGUGGGCCCCGUCGAGCGCCUCCGAGACCUCCAAGGUGAAGCAAAAGGCGCUGCUCCGGCAGAGGGAGGUGGUGGAUCUGUAUAAUGGGAUGUGCUUACAAGGGCCUGCAGGGGUGCCUGGUCGAGAUGGGAGCCCUGGGGCCAACGGCAUUCCUGGCACCCCUGGGAUCCCAGGUCGGGACGGAUUCAAAGGAGAAAAGGGGGAAUGCCUGAGGGAAACCUUCGAGGAGUCCUGGACACCUAACUACAAGCAGUGCUCCUGGAACUCACUGAAUUAUGGCAUCGAUCUUGGGAAAAUUGCGGAGUGCACCUUCACGAAGAUGCGCUCGAACAGUGCCCUGCGCGUUCUGUUCAGCGGCUCCUUGCGGUUGAAGUGCAGGAGCGCGUGCUGUCAGCGCUGGUAUUUCACGUUCAACGGAGCUGAAUGUUCAGGGCCUCUUCCCAUUGAAGCCAUAAUUUACCUGGACCAAGGAAGCCCUGAACUGAAUUCAACAAUUAACAUCCAUCGCACUUCUUCUGUGGAAGGACUGUGUGAAGGAGUCGGGGCCGGGCUGGUGGACAUCGCCAUCUGGGUGGGCACCUGUUCAGAUUACCCCAAAGGAGACGCCUCCACGGGAUGGAAUUCCGUGUCUCGCAUCAUCAUUGAAGAACUGCCAAAAUGAAUUCUUUAAUGUUUACUCCCUACCUCUUCUCGAUUAUACCUUUGAAUGGUUCAUUUUAGUGACAUUUUAUAUAAUUUUUAGGUACAUAUCAGAAUGAAAAACAAAGUGUUUACAGACCCAAGUGUGAUUUCGCACAGUUUUUAAGUCCAGUAUUGUUCAUUUCCCUUUGAUCAAAGGUGGUUUCAGGAUUUCGUAGUGGAAUAGAAUGCUUUCUUCCUGUUCCCAUUCCCUGAAUCUAUAAUUUAGAAUGUCGUGGUAGU
Artibeus jamaicensis (Jamaican fruit-eating bat) is the source of this 1048-nucleotide messenger RNA. RefSeq names its product collagen triple helix repeat containing 1 (gene CTHRC1). Lineage: Eukaryota; Metazoa; Chordata; Mammalia; Chiroptera; Phyllostomidae. The transcript is spliced from 4 exons. Bases 54 to 788 code for a protein of 244 amino acids. The record is from RefSeq and is a predicted model, not a curated record.